Molecule: messenger RNA, 739 nt
Organism: Solanum stenotomum
Lineage: Eukaryota; Viridiplantae; Streptophyta; Magnoliopsida; Solanales; Solanaceae
Product: U-box domain-containing protein 5-like
Exons: 4
Coding region: 2-739 (245 amino acids)
Source: RefSeq, a predicted model, not a curated record
UAUGUCAAAUGUGACACUAAGUUUUGUGUUCUUUUUACCAGAAAUUAUCAUGUGGAUUGAUGCUGCUGAAGUAAGUGAGACACCUCCAUCUCAUCAUGCUAUUAAGGUGCAUCAUCUAAUGUGCAUGGAACUAAUUCAGUUUGUAACUAGAGUUUCGAUAUUACUUCCUGAAAUUGAAGCAGUCCGUCCUGGAUGCUCCGGAACAGAGGUACUUUGUCGGUUGAACAGUGAAAUUGACAAAGCUAAGACACUGCAUCAGCACUGCAGUGAAUCUAGUAAGCUAUACUUGGCAUUCACAGGAGAUACUAUACUCUCACGAUGUAAGAAAUCAAGAAACAUGUUUGAGCAAAGCUUAAACCAGGUGCAAAAUAUGGUUCCAGUAUCGCUGGCUGCGGAGAUUUUACAACUGAUUGCUGAACUAAGGGGUGCGAUAUUCAGCGUGGACCCAUCUGAAGAGGAGGCAGGGAAGGUUAUAAAGGAAUUACUUCAUCGGUAUGUCAACACAACAGAUUCAGCUGAAGAAUAUGCCUUUGAGGCAAUUCAAGUUGCUAUGUGGAAGCUUCAUAUCACAUCUCUAAAAGCUCUUUCAAUUGAAAAACGAUCCAUAAAAGAGAUGAUGGAUAGAGUUGGUGAGGGUGAGACAACGAAAAGGAGGAUCUUAUCGAUAUUUCUUAAGCUCCUUAAUAAGCAUGGAAAAUCAAUUGUGACAGAGCAAACUCAUAAGGAAGACAUGUCUUAG